GGCUUCGUCCAGCUACACCUGCUCAGCCUGCUCCAGGGCGCUACUCAGGUCCCCCAAGCCGCUUCUACAGCCAACAAAUAAAUUAUCUUCUCUUCGCCAAGCACAACGGUCAUUUUCCACCACCACCCCAACCUGCUAUCACGCGUCCCUCAGACAGUCAGCAGAUGUGAGGCCCGAGGCAAUCAAGAAGCCGCAUCCCGGCGUGGCAUCCGGUGUGACGGGGCUCGCCCAGAGGCUCCGUGAGAAGGCGCCAUUGAUGACCGAAACCUAUGUCGCAUACGGCGCAACAAGAGACCUGAUCAAGGAAUGCACCAGGCCUGGCGAGUACAAGAUACCGCAGGCCUUGGUGAAGCGCGGCGAGAUUCCCGUCGACGACGACGGCGUGCACCUGGGCGAAGGCGAGGGAUGGUGGUAUGACACCCUCGGACUAAAACCGACCUUCUCCAACUGGGCGCAAAUCACCUUCCUCCACAUGUACAUGCUGCAAGUCCGCUUCCGCAUGUUUCCCCAAACUCACGCUCCGGUCUGGAUCCAGCACAUCACCAACCACGCCUUCUACGCCGCCGAAGACCGCCUGGUCAUAUGGCACAAGUUCAAUGCCAACUCGCUGCGCCAGAAGCACCUCAAGGACAUGUUCUCGCAGUGGCGCGCAGUGCUGCUGUCGUAUGACGAGGGGCUCGUCAAGGGCGACGCCAUGCUUGCAGCUGCCAUUUGGAGAAACCUUCUCGGCGCAAAGGAGGACGUUGAUUUUGAGAAGCUGGCUCAGAUUGUGGGAUACAUGAGGAGAGAGCUGAAGCGGCUGGACAAUGCCACCGACGACGAUGUAGCUAACGGCCAGUGGAAGUUCCGCGGCGACCCUGGAGACGAAGCCGGUCUUGUCAAGUCUCCAAGCAGGUUAAUGGCCACCGAGACUGCAAAGGCUUGAGGAGGUGGCUGCGAAGACGAAGCAAAGUGUAUCAUUACUGUAUUUCAUUGUACGAAAGAUAUGACGAAAGCUCACACGAAUCUCAUUAACUACAAGUAUCAUGUACAUAGCAAAUGAAAGCUUGCAGGCACAUGGGUUCACAACUCAAGAGUAGGAUGUAUC
Molecule: messenger RNA, 1087 nt
Organism: Exserohilum turcica Et28A
Lineage: Eukaryota; Fungi; Ascomycota; Dothideomycetes; Pleosporales; Pleosporaceae
Exons: 3
Coding region: 257-925 (222 amino acids)
Biological process (GO): mitochondrial respiratory chain complex III assembly
Cellular component (GO): mitochondrion
Source: RefSeq, a predicted model, not a curated record